Exophiala spinifera is the source of this 1095-nucleotide messenger RNA. RefSeq lists its product as uncharacterized. The record is from RefSeq and is a predicted model, not a curated record. Bases 1 to 1095 code for a protein of 364 amino acids. Gene Ontology annotation, molecular function: oxidoreductase activity, acting on NAD(P)H. Lineage: Eukaryota; Fungi; Ascomycota; Eurotiomycetes; Chaetothyriales; Herpotrichiellaceae. The transcript is spliced from 3 exons.
AUGGCCCGAACGAACCGAGCAGCUUGGCUCCCGGGGCCGCACGAGAACCUCGAGAUCCGACCGUCCGAACUCGUCAAGCCAGGCAGAGAUCAGGUCCUGGUCAAGAACAGAGCCGUCUCCAUCAACCCCAUCGACUGGAAGAUCCAGGACGGAUACAUGCCGACGGACAAGCCCAGAAUCCUCGGCCAAGACGUCGCAGGCGAGGUAGUUGAGGUGGGCACCGGCGUCACCGGCUUCUCCGUCGGCCAGCGGGUGCUCGCCCAUGUCGUCGGGCUGGCGACUGGGAUCCCCCAGCAGAGCGCGUUCCAGGGGUACUCUGUCGCGACGGUCCUGGGCACGUGUCCCAUUCCCGACGACGUGAGCUUCGAGCAGGCCGCGGUCCUCCCGCUGGCCGUCUCGACGGCCGCACACGGCCUGUUCUCCCCCAAGCACCUUGGCCUACCCCUCCCGAGGCCGCACGACGUGGCCCAACAAGAAGACACCGGCACGACAAAGAGGACGGGGACGCUGCUGGUCUGGGGCGCGGCGUCCUCGGUCGGCUGUGUCGCCGUGCAGCUCGCCGUGGCCGCGGGCGUCAAGGUGGUCGCGACGGCCUCGAAGCGGAAUUUCGACUUUUGCAAACACAUCGGCGCCGAGCACGUCUUCGACUACAACUCCCCGAGUGUCGUAGGGGACUUGACGGACGCUCUCGAAGAGAAGAAUGUGAUUGGUGCCUAUGACGCUCUGGUUCUGGCCCAGCUGGGAGGAGGCCCGCUCGCCGUCACAUUGAGCCCAGCCGACGAGAUCCCCGCGACCGUGAAUGCGAAUCCCGGUAUGUCUGUAACCGGUUUUUUCUCUUUCACCAUAACAACCGACUUGAUUUUUUUCCCCCCUUCUUUCUUUUUCUUCUACGCCGUGAACAUCAUUGUGAGCGACAAAGACAAGGCCAUAGGCCACGCCAUCUGGCAUGAAUUCUUGCCGGAUGCUCUCAAGUCCGGUCAGAUUAAGCCUUUGCCAAACCCGUUCGUCUUCGGACACGGCCUGGAGAGCCUUCAGGGUGCCUUGGACAAGCAGCGAGCCGGAGUGUCUGCAGCCAAGGUGGUUGUUACGUUGUAG